Molecule: messenger RNA, 2830 nt
Organism: Physella acuta
Lineage: Eukaryota; Metazoa; Mollusca; Gastropoda; Physidae
Product: proton channel OtopLc
Biological process (GO): proton transmembrane transport
Cellular component (GO): membrane
Molecular function (GO): proton channel activity
Source: RefSeq, a predicted model, not a curated record
CAGCGAGACUUUCCCGAUUUUCCCUGCUCAACGCUCUGCGCUCUGGGACCUACGUUGUGAGCGAACCCAAAACCAUGUCGGACGCCGAGAGCGAACACAAAAUGGCGGACGAAGUGGAGGACGAGGAUAAGGUCGUGGAUAACGGCGCCAUGCUGGAUGACAACAACCAGGAGGUGCCCCUAACCAAGAUGGACCACGGGGUCAGCGAGAUGCCGUCUCACUUGAGCGUCUCCAAGAGAAAUCACUCCGUCCACCGAUCUGCCUUGACCAAGCUCCUGUGUGGCCUCUACGCCCUCUUACUUGUAGUAUUUGGCAUCGUUUUCUCUGUAGCUAAUGCCCUGACAGUCAAAGAGAGACAGCACCUUUACUACUUAGAGGUGUUCCUUAUUUACCUGUACCUGGGAUCACUCGGUGUUCUGCUUUACUUCCAAAUCUGCAUCCUGAGAGGAGUUCGAGUCCGGAACAACUACUUUGACAACAAUAUCCGUGUCGUCAUUCGGCGAGAUCAGGAUAAUCUGCAACUGACCCCAUCUCCCACAAGAAAGCAAGACAAUGAACACCAGCACAUCAUUGUUGAUGGAGAGGAGACAUUUGACUCCAGGAAGGAGCCUAUGGACCAGAUGUCUACUCUAUCCACUAGAUCCCAAAUGGCAGUUCCUGCUGAUGGAGAGGUUGCUCAUGUUGGGGAGGGCAUCAAUUUUUACCUAAGGCUUGGUGCACUAGCAUUUUCUAUUGGCAGUGUUACCCUGGAUGGUUUCCACAUUGCAUCAUACUUUGAGACAGAGAACACGACUACCUGUGAGAGCUACAUCUUUACAGUGGUCUAUGUCCUGCAUUUGAUUUUUACCUUUAUCCAGACAUUUUUCCUGUUCAAGAACCACAAGCUUGUGAUUGAUAAAAACAAGGCAUCUGUAAGGUUUGGCCUGAUGCAUCUCCUAGCAACCAAUCUGGCAGUCUGGUUUGUAACAGCCAUCACUGAAACAGCAGAGGACUUUAAGCAACAGAAUUAUUUUGCUAUUCGAAAUGAAAACACAAGUAUGGAAGGUAACUCCAGAAGCUGCUAUGAAGAUGUCACUUUAGCCAGAACUGCUUCCCCUUAUUUGUUCCCAUGCACCAUCAUAUACAGCAUUAUUGCUUCAGGCAUUAUCUAUCGUAUGUACCAGUAUGUGGGGGUAAAAGUCACCCAGCGCUGGCCGAGCCACACGUCCUUGACCUCCAGUGUGCCUGCAGGUGCCGUGGGCAUGGACUGUGAGAAGGCCAACAAAGGUUUAUUCACUGGAUUACUGGUUGCAGUUGUGACUCUCAUCGCCAUUGCGACGUUCUUUGUUUUUGAAAGUCGACUGAAUCACCCUCACACAGCAAUUAAGAUUUUCUUUGUGAUGGAGAUCUCUUUAAUCAUCAUCACUGGAAGCUGCAUCUUGUUUGGGAUGUUGCGCUUUGUGCAGCUCAGAUUCCUGGAGAAUUACCUCUCUUUGGAUGCUGUCUUGCUGGUGAUUUCCCUUGGUGGUGCUUACAUCUAUUUGAGCUUCAUGCUUAUCUCAUCUGCCUCCAUGGUGGAGGUGCAUGGAGUGAUAAGCAUUUUAUCACUUGCUGUUAUUUGUGUUGGAAUUUUAGAGUCAACACUUCAGGCAAUUUUCAUCCUGGAUGGUCUCUGCCGUCGAGCAGAUAAUGACGGACAAGUAGAGAGCAAACCAGGCCGUGCUAUUGUCACCUUUUUGCUGGUUUGCAACCUGGCGCUCUGGGUUGUCAGCAUGUUUGAGAUCAAGAAGACCAUGGUUGUGCCAUUUCACUUGGAGUUUUAUGGAAUACUGCCAUGGAAUAUCAUGCUCCAUCUGUGUGUUCCCCUCUUCAUUUACUUCCGCUUCCACUCAGCCAUUUGUUUGUCCAAGAUCUGGUACCACGCCUACCAGAAAGAGCGCAACCCAUGACUAGCAAACGUGGAUGUCAGGGAUGGACAGUGGGUACCACUAAUGGAAUAACGAUUUUUUUUUUGGUCCUGAGAAACAAUUUUAACCACAACGAAAUACGGAAUUUAAAUCAAUUAAAAAACUUUUAUGUUAGAAACCACUGGAGAAAAUAAAUGCUCUGUAAUAUUUUUGUAUGGUAUAAAUGAUGGUUUUGUGUUGCACUAAGUUAAGAGCAAGUAUUUAAAAUAAGCAAAGUCAUUAAAUUAAAAUGCAAUACAUUUUGUAUCAGUUUGGCAGUUAAUUUUAAAUAAGUAUCCAAAUUUAUAUUCCCAACCCAUUUUUAAUUAUAAAUAAUUUGUUACAUUUUUAAAAAACCUUUUCCAGAGGACCUAUUACCUGCAUAGCAUAGUAAAAUUAAAAACAUUAUCUUGUAAUUCUUUUAUUAUGAAUUCUCUUGUCUAAAGGAUAAUAAUCUAGAUGAUUUUCUGUUAUUCUAGUUUCAAAAUUCUGAAUAACAUACUGAGUACAACAGCAUAAAAGUAUUUACUUAAAUCACCUAUUAUUAAGGCAGCAGAUAUUUUUAGCGUAUGGACCUUGUCAGAUUUUUGAAUGACUAGUUUUAAAAUGGUACCAGAAUUAGUUGAACUAAAUUAAUGUUAAUGAGAUUUAAAUGUUAAUACUUGUAUUUAAUGUAAAUAAUAUUUAAUCAGUGUAGUCCUUUUUAUUUUGUCAUUAUCAUUUCAAUUUCACCCAAUCAUUGUCAUUGGUUUUUGGAUAAGCUGUUACAUAAAACAUUGCCAGAGUAAGCUGCCCUUGAUUGUCUGCAAAUAUUUUCUGAAUAUAUUAUUCAAUGCAAAUAAUUUGUAAAUGCUGAGUAAUUUAUAUCUAAGUAGGGUUAAAAGUAUCUUAAUAGUGUUUUUUUU